UUGGAACGACCUUCUCAUGUUGUUUCAUCAUGUGUAAAGCUCUCACUGACAGAGAUUGAGCCGAACCAAGGGAGCUAAUUUUCUGACAAGUUUGACAUUUCAGACAACAACAACAAAACAACAACAACAACUGACGUGGAUACAAUCAAAACAAGAUGAGCUCAAAGGAUGACCUUCAGUUCCACGACUCUGGUGGUCAGGAAGAUGUGAUGUUUGACCGGUCAGGCGGACAGCUACACACAUUUACCAGUUUCCCACACUCAGCUGUAGAUAUGGAUGAUGAGGAAGAGGAAGGGGGAGAUAAAUCUCAAUUGCUGAAAGAAGGUGAAAAGAAGUCCCUGUCAUUUUGGACAUUUGAGUAUUACCAGCAGUUUUUUGAUGUGGAGACUCGUGAAGUAUUUCAUCGUAUAGCAGGGUCUAUGAUGCCAAUUCCAAAUCGGAAUUACCUCCAACAGAAAAUUCGGCCCAAUCCAGAUCUUUAUGGUCCCUUUUGGAUCUGCAUGACACUGGUGUUCACCACAGCCAUUGCUGGCAAUCUGGCCAACUACCUGUCAGCUGGGGGAAAGGACUACCAGUGGAGAUAUGACUUCCACAAAGUAACAUUUGCAGCAUCUGCAAUCUUCACAUAUUGGUGGAUCAUUCCUGCGAUCAUGUACGGACUGUUGUGGUGGCGUAAGUCCCAGGCUGGCUUCACUUUCCUGGAGAUACUGUGUGUGUAUGGGUACUCCCUGGCCAUCUACAUUCCCAUUUCGAUCCUGUGGGUUAUCAACGUGGCCUGGUUCAAGUGGUCGUUGGUUGUGGUGGGUGCGUGUCUCUCAGGCGGGGUCCUAGUCAUCACGUUCUGGCCUGCACUGAAAGAUGACACGAAGAAAAUAGCCCUGGUCAUUGUCAGUCUGAUAUUCGUGCUACAUCUAGCACUGGCCGCAGGAUUUGUGCUGUAUUUUUUCCACGUUCCUCCCCCUGUGUCCCCUGCUGUCACCAACACAACCAACACAGCUGUACCGCUUUCAUCAACAGGAAAGCCUUUUGCUGUUGAUAUGCCAAAUAUGAAGCCACAAGAAUCUAACAGACCCCUGGCUGAAAAGCCCCAGGCAUCAAACUUGCAGGCAGAUAAACCAGGGACUAAAGAAAAAGAUGUAGAAAUAAAACUAAAAGGAAAUGCUGAUAAGCCAGAAAAAGACAAAAAAUUAGAACAAACAGAUAAUAAUAAUGCUAGAGGUACAAAUGUAGAUUCGCGAAGUAAGAUGACACAGACAGAAAACUAAGCUGAUAUUGGAAAAAAGGAUAGUUAGGUAAAAGAAAGGAUUGAUGGAAGUUGUAUUGUAGAAUAUACAGUUGAUUCAACUGUCCAAAGAUGUGUUGUGGGGGGCAUCAGUGUCCGUGAUGCAUUUCUAGUUUCAUGUAUUAUUUAAAGAGGUUUUUACAGUUUGUGAAAUGUAUCAUUAUGAAAGAAUCUUUGCAAUAUCGGAAAACAAGGUGGCUUGUAAUGUCUGAACCGAUAAUGUACCAAUUAUUGCAAAAAACUACAGAAUCAUCAUGUCCAAUUUUUAUGAAUAUUUAAAAUGUGUUGUAUUUUCCCAGGCUUCUAUAGUGGGCGAUGACUAGCAACUAUUGCUCAUUAAAUCUACUGAACAUAAUUAAGUAAAUUAUGUGCAAUGCAUUUGAUUAAUAAUUACUAUAUAUAUAAUCUCAGCUUGUGUGUGUGUGUUUAUUUUGUUAAGAUGAAAAAGUUAUCUGGUAAUAUAUGUACUCUUUAAAAUACCUGACCAGAUGCAGUCAGUAUAAAGUGGAAACCCAUUCAAAUAUGUGGGGCAUAAUUACAGCUUUUGUGGUUUAAAUUUUAUUCAAAUCCGAAAUUAUUAUACAAGUUUAUAUGUGUUAACAAAGUUUAUGUUAAAGAUGUAUAUAAUAUGUGUUAUUUCAUUAAUAUAAGUGGGUUAUGAUGUUGAAUUUGUAAUGGCUUUAUGUGUGUUUUUUCAUGACUUAUUAUUUAUUCAGCAUUUAAUGUGGUACAUCUUUGGAUUUUCUGUAUGAGCAAUAAAUAUUUAAAAACUUCUUUAAAAAUGCCUUGCCAUAUUUUUAUUUGUUAUUUGAAUCACUGUUUUGAAUUUUUGAAUGUUUGUUAAAAUUCUUUUAGAGCACAUUUGAAGGGAAUUAUAUGCUCUUUCACAAUUCAAAAAACAAACAAGAAUAAAGGGAGAUUUUUUAAAGACAAUACCAAACACUAAACUCAACACUAUAUAUUCAGUUCAGGUAAGAUAUUGCAAAGAUAUUAAGUUGUAUUUAUUUAAAAGCAGAUAAAAAGGAGUAAAACAUAAUAAAACUAUGGUACAUUUA
Messenger RNA from Dreissena polymorpha, 2337 nucleotides. Its product is annotated as protein YIPF1-like. Bases 156 to 1265 code for a protein of 369 amino acids. The transcript has 7 exons. The record is from RefSeq and is a predicted model, not a curated record. Gene Ontology annotation, cellular component: Golgi apparatus; membrane. Gene Ontology annotation, biological process: vesicle-mediated transport. Gene Ontology annotation, molecular function: small GTPase binding. Lineage: Eukaryota; Metazoa; Mollusca; Bivalvia; Myida; Dreissenidae.